AUGGACAUUUUCUCUGAAGUCGGCGCGCCUGCUGUGGCCAUGGCAUCCGCCUUGUCGGUGGCCGCCGGUGCUUAUCUCAAUGCAAAGCUUGCCAUCGCCACUGACCUGCGAACAAUUUACAGCGAUAAGGCUGCCGCGAAGCGGUUAAACGAGCGUAUCGCUGAACUCGACGACUCAACAACCAUCUACAAGAUACUCGAGCGGGCGGUGGAGGUGGAAGGACGAGCUGCCACCGAUGCGCUCUGGUUUGAGCAGAAGACGUGGUCAUACAGCCAGCUGAAAGACUUGGUCGACAGAAUGGCUGCUCUUUUGAAGAGCCGUGAUAUCAACCCCGGUGAUACAGUAGGUGUUUUUACCACCAACUCACCGGAGAUGGUCGUGACUGUGUAUGCUCUGUCAAAAUUGGGCGCUGUGGCAGCAAUGAUCAACACCAACCUGCGAGACGAUACUUUCAUCCAUUGUCUCAACGUCUCCGGCUCCAAAUUAAUCAUCUCAACCGCAGAUCUAUCUCAACACGUCUGUGCCGACCUACCACACUUCACACUCAACUUGUAUUCAUUCGAAGGUACCGAAACAGGCUCAAUCGAGCUCAUCACCUCUAAAACCUUGCAGCAAUUCUCCCCAUUAGGACUUGCAGCAGCCAAGCGCAGCCCCAAAGACCUCUCUGUCCUGAUCUACACAUCAGGAACAACCGGAAAACCCAAAGCCUGCGCGAUCCGCAACAUGCUCACCCUGAUCACCUCCACCCCACUCUCAGCAGACGCCAACAACCCCUUAAAGUACCAGCCAUUCCGUGUAUACUCCCCUCUCCCCCUCUUCCAUGGCACAGCCUUCUUCAUGGGCCUAUGCGCCGCCAUCGGCAAUGGAGGCACAUUAUGCCUUGGACGAAAAUUCUCCGCCUCAAAGUUCUGGAAAGAAGUGCACGACUCAGACGCAACCCGUAUCCUGUACAUUGGCGAGUUAUGCCGGUACCUUCUCGCGACGCCCCCAUCACCCUACGACCAGGACCACAAGUGCAUUGUGGCAAGCGGUAACGGGCUGCGUGGGGAGAUCUGGGAGAAGUUCCGUAAGCGCUUCAACGUCCCUGAGAUCCGUGAGUUCUACCGCUCAACCGAGGGAGUCGCCAAAUUCGAUAAUCACGGUGUUGGAGCUUGGGGUGCUGGUAAGGUCGGAUUUUCAGGGCCUAUCCGUCGGUUCUUGGAAGAUGACACUUUCAUCGUCAAGUAUGAUACUGAUACCGAGAUGCCGUACCGGGAUCCUGUCACUGGGCUCUGUGUGAGGGCUGCGCUUGGACAGGAGGGUGAGGCAAUUGGUCGCGUCCGGGACCGUGGUACGCUGAUUGAGUAUCUCGGUAAUAAGGGUGCCACGGAAGAGAAGCUUCUGCGUGAUGUGUUCCAGAAAGGGGAUUUGUUCCAGCGGACUGGUGAUCUGGUCGUUCAAGAUGAAUCUGGGUGGGUGAGGUUCCAGGAUCGGGUUGGUGACACUUUCCGCUGGAAGGGUGAGAAUGUUAGUGCGGGAGAGAUUCGGGACCAUAUUUGCCGGAUUGAGGGUGUACAUGAUGCUGUGGUAUAUGGGGUGAAGCUGGGCGGGUAUGAUGGUCAAGCUGGAGCCGCUGGUAUCACGCUAGAAUCACCAGCAGCUGAGACAGAAUUGAUGUCGACCUUGUACAAGGAGCUUAAGAAGAAGGGUGUGCCUUCAUAUGCUCUGCCUCGAUUGGUCCGACUCACUGAGAAGGUUGCCACAGGUGUCACUUUCAAGCAGGCUAAAGGUGACUUAGCAAAGAAGGGCUGGAACCCUCGUCAGGACUGUGGCGGCGACAUUUUGUACUGGUUGGACAGCAAAGAGUAUCGGAGGUUGGAAGAGCAAAGUUGGGCAGAGAUUGAGAGUGGUAAAGCCAAGAUCUGA
Molecule: messenger RNA, 1905 nt
Organism: Penicillium samsonianum
Lineage: Eukaryota; Fungi; Ascomycota; Eurotiomycetes; Eurotiales; Aspergillaceae
Product: putative bifunctional fatty acid transporter/acyl-CoA synthetase (FAT1)
Exons: 5
Coding region: 1-1905 (634 amino acids)
Molecular function (GO): long-chain fatty acid-CoA ligase activity; long-chain fatty acid transmembrane transporter activity
Source: RefSeq, a predicted model, not a curated record